Molecule: messenger RNA, 5991 nt
Organism: Cladocopium goreaui
Lineage: Eukaryota; Dinophyceae; Suessiales; Symbiodiniaceae
Source: the annotation of a GenBank genome assembly
AUGUCGUUGUUGGACAGGCUUCGAUGGCACACGUUCUCGCAGACGCACCACGAUGCAGCAUCUACGGAGGGCAAAAGCGGCGUCCCACGAUUCGAUGGCGAAUCGGCACGUCUGGCCGAGUACAGCUUCAGGGUGAGGUUGAAGCAGGCGCGUGAGAAGGCAAUGGCGCCGGAAGAACUGAAGAAGAUGGGGCCAUUGGGCAUCAGGCUCAUAGAUGGUCUCAGAGGGCCCGCCUUGCAGGUAGCCCGCAACCUCGCCGUGGACAAGCUGGCAGGCGAUGAGCGACCGGACUAUUUGCUCCAGUCCAUGCAGACGAUGCUACAGCCUCGAAGCCGCGAAGAAGCCCGAGAGCUCUACCAGGCAGGAGCGCAGCAAGGAGGACCUCUAUCCCGACAACACGGUGAGAGCAUUCCGAGCUACGUUCUCCGACGGAAGGCUUGGUAUGGGCUGAUGACCGACUUGGACCCCCAGCUGACUUUGCCCGAUGGCAUUGAGCUGGUGGCGCAACACUCUCGCAUCCAUGAGCGGGAGUCCAGACAUCAACAAGGAGGACUACAUGGAGGCAGCAGCAAGGGCAAAUUCUACAACAAGGGAUCCAACAAGGGCUACAACAAGAGCAAGGCACCAUGGAGGUCGUAUUAUGCUGAAGACGAACGAGAAGAAGCGUGGGAGAAUGCGUCCCAGUCGCUGGGAGGCUAUGAGGACUACGAUGACGCGGCCUACUAUGGGGAGAAUGCGGAGCACUACAACGAUGACUAUGAGGACCCGAUCUACCAGGCGUUCCAGGCGAUGAUUGAUGAGGGCCUGGACGAGACCAACCAGGAGUCCAUUGACCAUGCCUCCCACAUCCUUCAUGCCGAGAGGGAGGUGUUCUACGCCAGGCAGAAGGCGCAGGAGACAGGGCACUAUGGCUUUUGGUCUCAAGGACGCAGCUAUGAGGUCAGAGGCAACCUGAUGCUGGAGGAGAAGAAGGCCCGCAUUCAGGCCAUGAAAGCAAAGACCACAUGCAGGCGAUGUGGGCGGUAUGGACAUUGGGGCGAUGAUGCAGCAUGCCGCAAGAACGUGCGCAAAGGUGGCAACAAGGGCAAAGGACCGAAGGGAGCUACAUCGUCUACUACCAGUACGAUACCCUCUAAGGGCGGCAAAUCUGGCAAGAGCAAGGGCCAGGACAAGCCGAGAACGGUGUACUUCACGGUCAACGAGUACGAGGAGGACAAGGCCACCGCAUCCACUGCCUACAUGGUUGUCAAGGUGGAGGACAAGAGCGCAGACGAGAUGCUGGACGAGAUGAUUCGAGAAGCUCAGAUCCGAUCUCAGGUGGAGUCAAUGCGGCCUGAGAAUCUUCCACAGCGACUCCAAGAUGAACACGCAGCUCUGGUGGCUCAGUUGAGUGCGCCAGAAGAUAUGUGGCAGAGAUCAGCAUCGAGAAUGUGCUACCUGGACCUCUACCUGGCCCGCUACGAGAAUCGACAAGAUCCAGAGUGGCAAGACGCCUAUCAGGAGAGAUGGUCAGAGAUGGUUCAGGCAUCACUGAAGAUCAACGACGAGCUCUACGUGAUGCCGAACGACGCCAAGCAGAACAAGAACAUGAUCUACCACGAGCCGCCGCCAGAGAGCCCAUCGCCGUCUGGAGUCUGCCAACAUGUGAGGACAACCAAGCAAGGUUCCAACCCUCACUCACGACAGGUGAAAUGCAGAGACCGUGGAGCAGUUCUGGAGAAGGAGAAGUUGGCCAAGUCCGAGCAGAUGAAGACAGAGGAUGAGCAGCAGUGGAAGCACGAGAUCAAGGACUACAGAGGAUCAACGAUGACGACAUGGAAGUGGACGUGCCAGAAAUGUGGACACGUCGAACGUGGAAACAAACAGCCUGGACAGACCGCACGUGAAGCCGCAGCGACACCUUCACCUGCUUCUGUGAGUCCAGCCCCAACGACACCGCUGGACGAUGAUGACAGCCAGGCGGAGGAGAUCAUGAACUUGGUGCACCACGUCAUGGAGGUGCAACGAGAGCUGGGCGUACACGUUUCAGUGCAGCAGCUGGACAAGAUCUACGACAAGUGCAAGGAGUCUGUGGUGAGGCUGCUGGAUCAGGAGACAUUGACGGCUGGAGUUCAUCGAGGGCGUUCCUACAACGAGGUCUAUGUCGGCGAGGUCUCCUACACCAAGAUGUUGAUCGGCAAGCUGAAGAGUUGCACUCAAAGAUCAGAAGCCUAUGCCGUGAACUAUGGCGGCAACAUGGACGACAAGGUUUUGGCAGUCUUGGAGUACAUCCCCGGCACCAUCACUUCCAUUGAGCUGGAGGACAGCGAUGUGCCUCUACUUUUGAGCUCAGGAGCACAGAAGACUUUGGGAUUGGUGAUCGACAUGGGCAAGCACACAGCCUACAGCAGGAACUUGGACCGCGAGCUGGAGCUCUUGGACUACAAUGGUCUUCCUGCUGUGCGACUACAUCCUGGAGAAGUUCGACCCGGCAGCAUCGCUAUGACCGCCACUGUGGAUGAGAACAUGACUGACCCCAACGACACCACGGAGUAUGUCAUUGUGCCUGACGAUGACGAGACGAUUGAGGAGCAGCAGCGAGAGGAGAAGCGGCGAGAGGAGACGAUCGAGAAGGCAGAAGUGCGACACAUACCAGCAGUGGAAGGCAGUGUCAAGGUCCUCAACAAGAAACAGAAGAAGCACUUGCAGGAGCCUUUGAGGAUGCUACCCAAGGGCUGCAAGACGUUUCUCAUGGAGCUCUUUGCAGGAGCUGCGACAUUGAGCUACAUGGCAGUUCACAUGGGUUUCAGCAUCUCAUCACCCGUCGACGUCAUCUAUGACAACCGCUAUGACCUCUUGCAGAAGGCUAACCGAGACAAGAUUGACCGGAUGAUCGAGGAGGACGAUCCCUUUCUGCUCUCCAUGAGCCCCGUCUGCGGACCUUGGAGCUCUUGGCAAAAUGUCAGCAUGAGCAAGUCUGAGGAGCUCUACAACAAGAUCAUGGCCGACCGCCAAAGCUGGUAUCCAGUGCUCAAAUGGCUGGCUGGAGUGGUGCGCAAGCGGAUUGAGAAAGGCAGAGAGAUCGUGCUGGAAAACCCUUGGCCAUCAUUGCUGUGGAAGCUACGCUUCAUGGAGGACCUCUACACGGAGCCACUCAUACAUCCAGUCACAGGAGGACCUGUUGAACUUUGCAGACUGGAUCAAUGCAUGUUUGGACUUGAAGGAGAAUCUGGACUUCCUCAUCAGAAGGCCACUGGGAUGCUUCUAUCGUCAGGCGAGAUGAAGAAGUACCUGACGACCCGGUGUGACAAAAGCCACGACCAUGAACCCUUGGAAGGAGGCCAGAGGACGAAGCGAGCACAACAAUGGCCAGAGGAUCUCUGUUUUGCGAUCAUGUACGGAGCCCAGGAGGAGUUGCGCAAGCAAGUUUUGAAGCUAGGUUUUUCCAUGGAGUAUGAGCAGGAAGAGCGAGAGGAGCAAGGACCACUGGAUGCAAUCAACAACAUGGACGACGUGAGUGAGAUGCCAUGGAAGAGAAGGAGGAUUGACCUACAGGAGUUGGAUAGAGAGAAAGACUAUGAGGAAUAUGCGCUGGACAAGGAGGAGGAGCUGGUCGCGCAGAAAGAACGAGAUCGACGACAAGGAGGAGGUGGAACUCCCUCAUCUCACGUUUGCGCCGAAGCCCUGAGCCUCUCUUGGAUCACACCUUUUGGAGCCCCAACGGUGCUGGUGAGCGACCAAGGAGUUCACAAUAGAGGCAAGCUCAACAGUCUUCUACAAGGACAUGGAGUUGAGGUGAGGAGGACAGGAGUUCAGGCAGCUUUCCAACUUGGAACUGGCGAGCGCCAGGGUGGCAUUCUGAAAGAGAUGAUGAACCGAGCGACCCACAGCAAACAACUUUGGGGAGCCGAGAUGAUUUCCGCACUUUGCGCUGAAUCAGCUCGCACCAAGAACGUCAUGCUGAACAGCUCUGGCUAUUCCCCAGCGCAAUGGGUGCUCGGACAAACUCCAGAAGAUGCCACUAGCCUCACUGGACAAUCCUUUGAUGCCAACAUGGGCGCGCACCAGAAGCGCGUGGACCUUGAGGAGGAGCCGCCUACGCACGAGACCUUCAUGCGGCAGUUGCUGAUGAGACAGGCUGCGAAGGAGGCUUUCCUCGACGUGGAUUCGUGCAACAAGGUGCGCAAGGCAUUGCUGAGGAAGAGUGUCCCUAUGAGAGGCCCAUAUCGAGUUGGAAACCUUCUCAACUUCCACCGCAAGGGCAAGUGGUACGGACCAGCAAGGAUGCUGGGAUAUCAAGGGACUUCAUCAAUCUGGCUGCUACAUGGAGGAGUUACACUACUGGUGCCAGAGACUUCAUGCCGUCCCACAUCUGCAGAGGAGAUUCACAAGAAGAACAUCCUGGAGCUACGCCCCAGUCGCAAACGAGGACGAGAGCUGGUGGCGGAGGAUGAGGACAUCUACAUUGAGGACUACAUUCCCUUUGCGGCGGACGGAGAUGGACGACUUCGAGAUCCACACGCCUACCGAUAUUGCCGAGUCCAUCGUGCCAUCACCAUCAAUUCUCAGACCCAACAAGCAUCAGAAUCUACUCCUUUGACGAAUGCGAUGCGAGUGAGCCCUGCGAGACUGGAUGGAGACCCACGUGCCUUUCACACAGAGGAGGAGAUCACAGCCUUGAAGAAGGAGAAGGACAUGAUUGCCUUCCUAGCCAGCCGACGAGCGAAGCAGGUAGCAACAAGGACGAGGAGGUACCAGAAGAAAAACCCAAAAGCAGGAGCCGGCAGAGAGGUCACCUACGAGAAGGAGCCGCCGGACAUCCAGGGGAAGAUGCGUGCAGCGCGAGAGAAGGAAUGGGCCAACUGGCAGAAGUACACCAAUGGCAAAUGGAUCACGGAGGCUGAGUUCAAGGAGAUGCAGAGGAAAGAUCCGAAGCUGAAAGCCAUUCCUACGCGCUGGGUGGAAACAAACAAAGCUGAGAUUGGGGAGCCAGCGGUGAUGAAAUCAAGGAUUGUGGUGCGCGGUGACUUGGAGGAUUCUUCCAAGAUGAGGACUGACUCGCCAACCGUCAGUCAGGUGAUGAUCGCCACCACCAUGUGCCUGGCCGCUUGCCGCGACACGGACGUUUGGGCAGGCGACAUCUCAGCGGCAUUUCUUCAAGGAUCCGCCAUGGACAGAACCCUGGUCCUCAAGAUGCCCAAAGGUCCACCCGGAGGAGAUCCACCAGGUGAUUACUAUGUGGUGACAUCCACCGUCUAUGGAACUAAGGAUGCGCCCAAGGGCUGGUACAAGAACCUUCAUCAAACGAUGAUUCAGAAAGGCUUCAAAGCAGUUCCACAUGAAGCCGCAGCCUACAGCCUGGUGAACGACAAGGGCGAGCUCGAGGGCUUAGCGAUCGUUCACGGUGAUGAUUUGCUAUGGACCGGAGGAGCCGAGGUGGAGAGAAGGAUGCAAGAGGUUUGCGAUGUGUAUAAGUUCGGCAAGGUGGAGAAGAACGUCUUCAAGUAUUGUGGACGUGACGUUGUCAAGGACAAGGAUGGAAUCCACAUCACAUGCCCGAACUUGAUUGACCGCAUUCGGCCUAUCUAUAUGACGGCGGAGGAGCGCAAGAAGAAGGAGGCAAAGAUUACGGAGGUGCACAGGCAGCAGCUGAGGAGCAUCAUUGGAUCUCUUGCAUGGCUGGCACGCGUAUGUCGACCAGACCUGGCCUACGCUGUGAGCAAGCUCCAAUCCAAUGUGCACACCGCCACCUUCGAGGACAUCGGCUAUGCCAAUACGGUCAUUGCCAUCGCCCACAAGACCAAGACCGCAGGAAUCCAUUAUCCUCUUCAAGCAUUUCGCUUCGAGGAUGCGGUGAUCAGUGGUCUACAGGAUUCAAGCUUCGCCAACGACGGCAUCAAUGCCGGGCAGAUGGUCCGUCAGCAACGGGUCACCAACCUCUUCUGCUUGAAGCCUCCAUAUCUGUUGCCUCACUCCACUCAGAUCGAUCGCCAGCCUCUUGUCCCCAACAGU